This is a messenger RNA of Megalopta genalis, 2278 nucleotides long. It is a transcript of the gene CRIF, whose product is annotated as growth arrest and DNA damage-inducible proteins-interacting protein CRIF. The record is from RefSeq and is a predicted model, not a curated record. Gene Ontology annotation, cellular component: nucleus; mitochondrion. Lineage: Eukaryota; Metazoa; Arthropoda; Insecta; Hymenoptera; Halictidae.
CCCAUUGGCUAUUACUGUACUGUACUGUACUACAAAUCAAAGAAAGAUCAUCAUAAACAUUUGAAAUCUUGAACAGGUACAUAAUUAUUGUGAAAAUUGGUCUCACUUACAAUCUUAUUUGAUAAAAAUCCACUCUGGAAGAUAUACAUACACAUAUUGAAUGAAAGGUAACGAGCAACCGUCAACAAAUCAUCAAUCAAAGAAUCUAAAAUAAAAUGUCUUUAAGGAACUUAGUUGCUAAUCUGCAGUUAACGCUAAGAUUAAAAAGUAUCAUCGGGAGAAGAUACUUCGCAUUAAAACAGACAAAUGAAAUUCUCGAAUCUGUGGAAGAAGAACCAGUGUUUUUGAGCGAAGAAGUUGACAUAGAAAGCAAAAGAAAUAAAUCAAGACUGACCCCUGCACAUAGAAAUAUCCUGAAGGGUCAAAAACCUUAUAAUGAAUCUAUGAACUGGUAUCAUGAUACAGUGAAAUAUAAAAGAAGAAUAUUAGGUAAAUAUGGCAUGGAGGCAUUAGGAGUUCCUGCUGGAUUAGUUUGGCCAACACCCGAAGAAGUGGAGGAUGCUAAGGAAUAUGAACGAAUUAGUUAUCCAUUGACCCUCCAAGAAAGAUGGCAAAAGAUUAAGGAGGAAAACAAGAGAAAGGAGGAAGCUGUAAUAGCUAGGCAAAACACGAUUGCAGCUAAAAUGGUUAACAUGGAAAAUUUAAUAGCCGAUGUGAAAGAAAAAGUUGCUAAGAAGCAAGCAGAAGCAGAAGAGGCGAGAAUAAAGAAAGAACGUAGAUUAGAAGAGAUCAGAAAACAAUUGCGUGCUACGGGUCGUGUGACCGCCGAGAAGAUAACCGAAAUGCUAGCGAAGUAUGAAAAAGAAGAUAAGAAGAAGAGAAAAGAAAUGAAGGAGCAACGACAGCUUGAGAGGCAGAAGAAAUUGUUAGCGAAAAACAUGCCGAUGGAUAAGUCUGAAGCAGAAUCACCUUCGGAUAACAGGGAGGAAUCUCCGGCGCUUGAAACAAAACCGAAAACAUAAAUAUUUCAAACACAUUGUUUCUGUAUAGAUACGUUCAAAAGAAAAUAGAAACUGAAUUUAGAAGACAAAUCUUAAAACGACAUUAUUUACACAUCAUAGUAAAUAUUAUAUUUCUUGUUUUUGCUAAUACAAAAAAACGUUACAUGUUACUCUGUAAGAGCUAGAAGAAACUAUACUAUAAUGUGUAGUAUUAAAUGACUUGAUAAGACACAUAUUCAGGCACAAUUAGGGCAAUAGCAUGUUGCAACUGGUGAAACUAUUUCACACCUCCAGAGCAGUUUGUUUCACAAUCGUUUUCGACCAGUUUCUUAGGUUUAUCGUAUAAAUCUUGCAAUUGCGACAGCAUCAUUGUUAAAGAAGUCAACUCUCCACCGUCGAACACACGUCAGAGUUCUCAAUGUAAUCUUGCACGACCAGGGAUGAUUUUCCAUUAGUUAUAACUUCCUGAGAUGAUUCGUUUCCCUUAGUGGCACUAUGAAGAUCGCGACCGCCGGUAGUCUCCAUCUGACCGCAACUUUGAAUAUUUUGUACGUGCAACUCGUCGAUGACUAUUAAACGUAGCUUAUUUUUGUCCAUAUGUCAAGCGGACUGAAGCUGUGAUGGAGACGAUAAUUCAUAAAAUUGGAAGUUCAACUCUUCGCCAAAGAGAUUCUCUGGUGUGAUGAUUUCUGGCUCGACCAUGUUCAAACCUAAAGUUGUCGGAUUCAAAUCCGUGACUAGAUAACCCUCGCUUAUAAGCCCACACUCUUCUGCCACUACCUCUUUCGACACAGGAUUAAGGAAAUCUAUGAAGUACAAUUACGUUAAGAUAAUUAAUCCACGUCGAAUGCAGGGUCAUUUUGACCCACGAUCGAUAAGACACCAGUUUCUAACACAAAUUGUAUUGUGUGUCAAAAUAAUCCUGCAUUCGUUUCCCGCGAUCAUCGAAAACUAUCCAUCUUCCGAGAGUUAAAAAGACGAAUAGAAUUCUUACCGCUUUCUUUCACAGAAUAAUGGAGUUCGUGGGUCUGUUGAGCGGUCUGCGUCGAAUCAUGUUCGUUGCUGGACAUCAUCAUAGGGAUUAAAUAUUGAACUUCUACUUCCUUUUUAAUACCACUAAGUAUUUGCUCCGCACAAUGUUCCAAUGUCACAGAGCUGACUAUAUUCUCAGUCUCCUCUUCUGAAGUUGGUUGAGCGAUGCUAGCAGUCGCUGCUUCUACUUCAUCUAUGGGAUUUAUAUGACUGCGAAGAAUUUGAAUAAAUAAUUACGAUAUGUA